GGCUCACGUGACACUGCGGUCACGUGACGCGGGCCCCUCGGGAGCCGAGGCACCAGUUCCAGCUCCCGCAAUCGGAGAGGGCCGGGCGCGCCCAGCCCCCAGCGCGCCGCGAUCAUGCUGUCUCGCCUGCUGAAAGAACACCAAGCCAAGCAGAACGAACGCAAAGAGCUGCAGGAGAAGAGGAGGCGAGAGGCUAUCACUGCAGCGACCUGCCUGACAGAAGCUUUGGUGGAUCACCUCAAUGUGGGUGUGGCCCAGGCCUACAUGAACCAGAGAAAGCUGGAUCAUGAGGUGAAGACCCUACAGGUCCAGGCUGCCCAGUUUGCCAAGCAAACAGGCCAGUGGAUCGGGAUGGUGGAGAACUUCAAUCAGGCACUCAAGGUGGGCCACACUCCCUACAUCACUGGCCCCAUCCUGGACCCCCGUUAAAUGCCUCCAGUCGGGUCACCUUAGGCCUCAGGUUAAAAAAGAAGUGGGGCUGGUCCCAGAAAUGCCAUGUACGGCCCCAGUGUCAGAAAAGCUAGAGAGAUGAAAAUAGCUGGUGGGUCCAAGCAAAGCCCUUUCUAGGGGAUAGACGGAAAGUGCCCCUGUCUGUCUCCUUAGAGCUACAUUCUACCCACCCUGAUUCCCCACCUCCCACCUCCUCCCCU
Molecule: messenger RNA, 650 nt
Organism: Leopardus geoffroyi (Geoffroy's cat)
Lineage: Eukaryota; Metazoa; Chordata; Mammalia; Carnivora; Felidae
Gene: BLOC1S1
Product: biogenesis of lysosomal organelles complex 1 subunit 1
Exons: 4
Coding region: 115-429 (104 amino acids)
Biological process (GO): endosomal transport
Cellular component (GO): BLOC-1 complex
Source: RefSeq, a predicted model, not a curated record